Schistosoma guineensis is the source of this 1368-nucleotide messenger RNA. NCBI's taxonomy places the organism in Eukaryota, Metazoa, Platyhelminthes, Trematoda, Strigeidida, Schistosomatidae. The record is from the annotation of a GenBank genome assembly.
GCAAAUGAGAAGAAUAUGAAUUGUACUACUUCUACCACCACCAUUCAUAAUAAUAAUUACCGACCGACUACAAUGACAUCAUUUGUUAUGGAUGACCAGUUAAAAUCAGAUUACUGUCUAUUCAAUGAUAGUAAUGUCCCAAUAGAUUUAAGUAGAAACUCCGCAUCAUCUUUAAAUCUUUAUGAUGAAUUUAGUACAAGAAAAAACACCUGUUGUGAUAAAUGCAUUGAUCCUUGGAAAAGAGAUGAACAUAAAUGUGCAAAGAACGAAAAUAUUAUCAUGAAUAAAUAUUCUGUAAAUAACACUCUGAAGGACAAAUUUAAUCAAUUUAUGAAUACUACUGAUAAUUCCGUUAUUAGUAGUAAAAAACAAUCAUUAUCAUUUUGUCAAAAUUCACAAUCAGUCAGUUCAGAAUUAUGUCAAACUUAUAAGAAUUAUGACGAGGAACAUCGAAAUAUAUUAACACACUCAAAAAUAUCUAAUAAUAAUGGUAAUAAUAGUACUAAUGAUCACAAAUGCAGAUUUAUGAUAAAAGAUAUACUCGAAUUUCAGGAUCAUCCAUCAUCUGCUAAAGACGACGACGAUAGUACGAACAAUAGAUCAAAGAUUCGGUCUGAAGAGUCAGUGCACGAUUCAAAACCAGUUAAAGAAUUUCCUCAUCCUAAAAUAAUAUUUUGCAAUGAAAAUAACAAGUCUGUUAAAAAAAUCAGAAAUAAACGAUCUUCUUUUUGUUUAAAAACACCAACUACUGAAACAUUUGAAAGUAGCAUAUGUUUAUCAUCUAAAAAUAUGAGUUUCAUCCCACAUCUUGCAAAUAAUGUUAAUAAUAAUUAUAAUUAUAAUUAUAAUACAGUUAAUCAGAUAGAAAAAAAUCAAUCAUAUAUGGGGGACGAACAAGAAAAUAGAAAUGAAGAUUCUGACACUGCAAAGAUCAGUUCACAAAACACUCCAAAAUGUUAUUCUCGUCAAUAUCGCGUUGAUUAUCAACGAUUUGUACAAGAUAAAAAACGACAAAAUUGUUCAACAUGUAAUUUGAGUUUUUGUCAACCAGUAGAUUUUGUUCUACAUAUUCAAAAAGUUCAUCUUGGAUUAAAAUUGGCAAACAAUGAAAAUAAUUUAACAAAACCUUUAAAAGAAUCACUACAAUCAAACAAAAAUCACACAUGUAAAUCUCAGAAAAUACAUAGAAAUGUUGACGAUACUGGUGAUAUCCAUAUUGUUACUAAUAGUAACGAUAAUGAUCAUGAAAUGGAUCAAAUGAGAAAUAAUGAAGAUGGUAAUAAUCAUCCUUUAUCAUUGAAAUCAACAAUCGAUCGUAAUACAAGAAAAAGAUCUUAUAAAUCCAUAAAAACCAUGAGGAAAUAUUGA